Molecule: messenger RNA, 592 nt
Organism: Trichobilharzia regenti
Lineage: Eukaryota; Metazoa; Platyhelminthes; Trematoda; Strigeidida; Schistosomatidae
Source: the annotation of a GenBank genome assembly
UCUUCUGUUGUUACAUUUGGUGUCGCUGCCUACCGACAAAUGAAAAGCCUAUACCCUGCAGUUUUUGAUGGAGACAUAUGGAUCUUCGGGCAGGACUUCAAGGCUUCUGCGCAGUUGAGUGGCGUUCAAGAUCUGCCAGCGAUGGAGCUGCUACUUGAGACGCUGCUGGGAGGUCGGGCGAAAGCAGCAUAUGAAGGUGUCGGCCGAAGUAUGGACGAAUGUUCGACAGGGUCAGGCAAACAGUUUCCAAAGUGGGAAGGACCAUAUAUGGUCACUUCGAGAUGGGGUUACGCAGACACAGUCGCAAUGGCGAACAAGGAGAGGCGCGUGAACGUCAGCGAGCUCCAGAAAUGGAUACAGCGAGACAAGCCAACGAUGACGCCUGCACCAAGUAGAUCAAGCCGACUUCAGUCGCACGUAUUUGACGGGGGGACGAGUGUGGUGAGAGCAGGCUGCUAGCCGAUUGGUCGGCACUAAUCUACGUUAAGGUCUAGGUCACUAAUAUGGGCCGUGAGAAAAUAUGAACAAGACUGAGUCAACAACCAAUCGCAGCAAAGUUAACGUGGCAAAAUGUGAUUCGCAGAGAGAACUC